Carassius auratus (goldfish) is the source of this 894-nucleotide messenger RNA. Its product is annotated as prolactin-like. The coding region runs from base 1 to 681 and encodes 226 amino acids. NCBI's taxonomy places the organism in Eukaryota, Metazoa, Chordata, Actinopteri, Cypriniformes, Cyprinidae. The transcript has 5 exons. Gene Ontology annotation, cellular component: extracellular region. Gene Ontology annotation, biological process: response to nutrient levels; positive regulation of receptor signaling pathway via JAK-STAT. The record is from RefSeq and is a predicted model, not a curated record. Gene Ontology annotation, molecular function: hormone activity.
AUGUCUAGGAGCCUGAAGCAAGUGGCUGUGCUGCUUGUGGCACUUCUGUGCCUGGAUCCUCACAGCCGGGUCAGCUCCGCGCCCAUCUGCACACACGGUCCAUCAGGAUGUCACGUCCCGUCCCUGGCAGAUCUCUUCGACAGGGUCAUUCAGCACUCUGCCAGAAUGCACAGCCUCUCCAACGAUCUGCACUCAGAGUUUGAACAGUAUUUCCUUCCCAGCAAAAAUUCUAUUGGAAAGAUCUACCGCAAGUGUCACACCUCCAGCAUACUGACUCCAAACGGCAAAGAGAAUGCACAGAAACUAGCUCGUGAAGAGUUAACAGAGGUGAUUCUUAAACUGCUGAUGGCUUGGAGGGACCCCCUGUUCCAGCUGCACCAGAGCAUGGCUCACCAGCAGGACUUCAACAGCUUCAGCAGUAACAAAGCCCUGGAGAUGGGUGACAUGGCCCAUGAGCUGAGGAAAGGAGUGGAGAAAGUAGCUGAGAAGAUGAGAGUACUGGGAAUGCUUGGCAACUCUGUGACAGGGCUGUCUGCAGCAGAAACCAUGCUUCCUAUAUCUGACAGCGGAGAGGCCAUGAGCAACUAUGAGCUCCUGUACUGCUUUCGCCGUGAUUCGAACAAAGUCCAGAACUAUCUAAAGAUUCUUAAGUGCAGAAUCGUACCUGAGCACGACUGUUAGAUUAAAAAACAACAAAUAAAAAAAACAAUGGCCUUUCACCUGCACUAAUGGACAGCACAAUGGACAAAUGCUGGUCCCAACAUAUCAAGCAUUUUCGACUCUGCACCAUCCGUUAAGACUUCACCAGAUCCCAGUCAAUAAACCUGACUUUCUGCAUCGCUUCAUACUCUAGUACUCCAGACCAAUGUAUUGCUAUAAUUAUCAAAAACAUAU